GACGUCGAAAAGAACAUGGCCACGCACGACGAGCGGGCGUCGACCUCGGACGAUAAGCGCGCUGUCCUUGGAGACUACUCUGGAGCCGUGGCCAAGUCAGACCCCGCCGAGAUCAAGCUUGUUCGGAAGCUCGACUGGUGGAUCAUGCCCAUGCUCUGGCUCAUGUACUGGCUCAACUAUCUUGACCGCAACGCCAUCACCUUGGCCCGGAUCAACGGUCUGGAGAAGCAGCUUGGCUUGGACUCGACCCAAUACCAGACAUGCGUGUCGAUCCUCUUUGUCGGCUACAUCCUCGGCCAGAUUCCCAGCAACAUGAUCAUCACGAGAGUUCGUCCGUCAUGGCUCAUGGGCGGCUUCAUGAUCGCGUGGGCCAUUGUCAGCACGUUGACUGCCAUCGCACACGACUUUACCGGCCUUGUCCUUACUCGCUUCUUCCUUGGUGUGGUCGAGGCACCAUACUACCCUGGUGCGCUGUACAUACUCUCCAUCUUCUACACGAGGAAGGAGUUGGCUACCAGAAUUAGCAUCUUGUACUCUGGCAACAUCCUGGCCACUGCCUUUGCCGGCCUGAUCGCUGCCGGUGUCUUCCACGGACUCGAGGGCGUCUCCGGGCUCGAGGGCUGGCGCUGGCUCUUCAUCCUGCAGGGCCUCGUCACCUUUGUCGUGGCCAUUGCCGCCUGCUUCCUCCUGCCCGACGAGCCCCUGACGACAUGGUGGCUGACCCCGGAAGAGCGACAGCUCGCGCACGACCGCAUCGCGCGUGACACCGUCGGCCUGUCGACCAACGUCUCCCCCUGGGCGGGACUCAAGGAGGCCAGCAAGGACCCCAAGGUUUGGGUGUUUGCCUUUAUGCAGCACAUGCACAUUGCGACCAACGGCUUCAAGAACUUCUUCCCGACCCUCGUCCAGACGCUCAAGUACGACGACACGAUCACCCUCGUGCUCACCUGCCCGCCCUAUCUCAUUGCCGGCAUCAUCUCGAUCGCCUGGGCCUGGUCGUCGGGCCACUUCAACGAGCGCACGUGGCACAUUACCAUCUCCAAGGCGGUUGCGCUGCUAGGGUUCAUCCUGGGCUGCGCCACGAUGAACACGGGAGCGCGAUACUUUGCCAUGUGCGUCUUCACCAUUGGCACCUACGGCGUCAACUCGAUCCUGCUCGGCUGGGUGGGUGCUACUUGCGGCGAGACCAAGGAGAAGAAGUCUUCUGCUCUGGCUCUGGCCAACGUGAGCGCCAGUCUGAGUCUGAUCUGGACACCAUACCUCUGGCCCACCUCCAGCGCUCCUCGCUAUGUCAUGCCGCUCUCCGCCAGCGCCGCGUUCUGUGUCGCAUGUGCCGCCGCGGCGUGGUACAUGCGCUGGAUGCUUGUCAAGGAGAAUCGGCGUAUUCGCCGUACCGAUUCCGAAGCUGUUCUAUAUUAUGCGUACUAGGCGGGACAGUGUUUCUCGUCACGGCUGGUCAAGGCGACAGGCUUUCGUCCAGUCCGACUGGCACGUGCAUAUUGUAGUGCAGUUGGUGUAUAUAAACAAGACUUAUUGUCUGCAGCUGGAAUAAUCUCUCUCAGCGUAGUGAGGUGUGUGCACCAACGGGCUGCUAUC
Messenger RNA from Microdochium trichocladiopsis, 1596 nucleotides. RefSeq names its product major facilitator superfamily transporter. NCBI's taxonomy places the organism in Eukaryota, Fungi, Ascomycota, Sordariomycetes, Xylariales, Microdochiaceae. The record is from RefSeq and is a predicted model, not a curated record. Gene Ontology annotation, molecular function: transmembrane transporter activity. Gene Ontology annotation, cellular component: membrane. Gene Ontology annotation, biological process: transmembrane transport. The coding region runs from base 16 to 1428 and encodes 470 amino acids. The transcript has 5 exons.